Messenger RNA from Crotalus tigris (Tiger rattlesnake), 3529 nucleotides. Its product is annotated as interferon-induced GTP-binding protein Mx-like. The coding region runs from base 203 to 2179 and encodes 658 amino acids. Gene Ontology annotation, biological process: defense response to virus. Gene Ontology annotation, cellular component: membrane; cytoplasm; nucleus. Gene Ontology annotation, molecular function: GTPase activity; microtubule binding; GTP binding. The record is from RefSeq and is a predicted model, not a curated record. The transcript has 15 exons. NCBI's taxonomy places the organism in Eukaryota, Metazoa, Chordata, Lepidosauria, Squamata, Viperidae.
AAACGGAAAGCUCUCGGUAUUGUCGAUUACUUUCGUUUCCGGAGUAAGUUUCGAUUUCUCUUCGCCAAGAAACUGAACGGAAUGAAGUCAACGCUGUGCUGCGGAUACCGCAGUCUUUGCCGGACCUGCGGUGAGAAAGCAUUGUUUUCUCCGACGCUCCCAGCUCCGAGCUUGAAAGAACAUAUUUUGCUGCAAGGACACUAUGAAGUCUGCCAUCCAGACAUCCAACAAAACUAAGAAUUAUCCACGUAAAAGGAUGAAAAAGAACGCAGAAAAUCAUUUGUGCAGCCACUAUGAAGAGAAGGUCCGUCCCUGUAUUGACCUCAUUGAUUCACUGAGGGCCCUUGGAGUGGAAAAGGACUUGGCGUUGCCAGCAAUUGCUGUGAUUGGAGAUCAGAGCUCUGGAAAAAGUUCAGUUCUAGAGGCCUUGUCUGGAGUUGCCCUUCCUAGAGGCAGUGGGAUUGUUACCAGAUGCCCCUUGGAGCUCAAGAUGAAAAAAAAUAAUAAUAUAAAGGAAUGGAAGGGGAAAAUGGUGUAUCUGGAAACAGAGGUGGAACUGAAAGAUCCAUCAGAGGUGGAAGUUGCAGUUAGGAGAGCUCAGAAUGCAAUAGCUGGCGAAGGACUGAGUAUUAGUAACAAAUUAAUUACCCUGGAAAUUAGUUCUCCAGAUGUUCCAGAUCUCACCUUAAUUGAUCUUCCAGGAAUUACAAGAGUGGCAGUGGGUAAUCAACCACAAGACAUUGGCCAUCAGAUCAUGAAAUUAAUUCAAAGUUAUAUUACCAAACAAGAAACCAUAAAUUUGGUUGUGGUUCCAAGUAAUGUUGAUAUUGCUACUACAGAGGCAUUGAAAAUGGCUCAAACAGUAGAUCCCGAAGGAGAGAGAACGCUUGGUAUUCUAACCAAGCCUGAUUUGAUUGACGAAGGAACUGAGGAUGAGACCAUUGAUAUUGUCCGGAAUCAAAGAGUGCCUCUGAAAAAAGGAUACAUGAUUGUUAAAUGUCGUGGGCAAAGUGACCUCAUUAAUAAACUGAGCUUGGAGGAUGCAAUCAAGAAAGAGAGAGAAUUUUUUGAAGAGCACAAGUUUUUCAGUGUUCUUUUGGAAGAAGGCAGAGCUACCAUCCCACUUCUGGCAGAAAAUCUUACACAAGAGCUCACUGAACACAUUCAGAAAUCACUGCCAGCUUUAGAAAAGCAAAUAGAAAUCAGCCUUGAGGUAAUUCGUCAAAAACUUCAGAAGUAUGGUGAAGGUGUUCCUGAAUCCUUAGAGGACAAGAAAUAUUUUUUUGUGCAAAAAAUCAAUGCUUUUAAUAAGGACCUCUUAAACAUUGUAAAUGGAGAAGAGGAUAUAAAAUACUCAAAGAGCAAAAGAACAAUUACAGAUAUUCGACAGGCAUUUAAUCAAUGGCAAGAUACAAUUAAUGAUAACAUUAUAGAAAUAUCUCAAUCAGAAGAAACAACUGGACUGUUCUCACCUGGAAACAAAAUAAAAGUAAAUAAUUUUACAUAUAGAGGAACUAGGAAUUUUGAACAUAUAUCCCGUGGCAGAGAACUUCCAGGGUUUGUCAAUUUCAAAGUCUUUGAGGACGCCAUAAAAUGGCAAAUUGAAAAACUAGAGUAUCCAGCAAUUGCAGUGUUGAAAGAAGUUGCAGAACUUGUGCAGAACACUUUUCUUCAACUUGCUGUCCAACACUUUAGUAGUUACUAUGCUCUCUGCAAUGUUGCUCGGCGCAAUAUUGAAGAUUUAAAGCUCACACAAGAAGAGAAAGCAAAAAAUAUGAUAGCCACUCAGUUUAAACUGGAAAAUGUGGUAUACUGCCAGGAUACUAUUUAUAGUGAAGAUUUUAGAACUGUAAGAGCGACAAAAAUCUCUUCGGUUCCUGAUAUAGCUGGUUUUAAAGAAAAAUGCUCAGUGGAGGAAUUGCUUUACCACAUGACUGCCUACUAUAAAAGUGUAAAAGUCCGGCUUGGUACUCAGAUUCCUAUGAUCAUACAGUUAUACGUGUUCAGGGAUUUUGCUGAGAGGUUACAGAAUGCAAUGAUGCAGGUUUUGCAAAGCGGAGAUCAGCUGGAAAUUCUCUUUCGUGAGGGAAGGGAUGUGGUCAACAUAAGGAAUUCUUUAAACGAAAGGAUCGGGCGACUUCAUAAAGCUCGACGACUUUUGAAACAAUUCUUUAUUUAAAUAGAACGGCUAAUAUUUCUGUAAAAAAACUUCAGGUAGCAGCUCUGCUUCUGUUAGAUUAGUAUAUUAAGGGUAUUUGUAACUUAUGCUUAAACAUUUGUAAAAUUAUUCAGUGAUGUUGCCCAACUUAAAUAGUGCAUUUAGAACCACAAUUGGCAAAGAAAAGUGAAGAGAAUUAGAAUUUGUAUUUGCUACUUUACAUGCACAGUAUAAAUCACUGUUACUGUGGACCUUUUCCUACUAUUGAGUCAAAUGCUAACUGCACUCUCUUUUACACACACACACACACAAACACGCACACACAAACACACACACACAGAGAGAGGGGGGGGGCAGGGAAGUGCAAUUGCCUCUCUCUGUCUCUGUCUCUCUCUGCAAAGGCAGAGGAGGCUGGGAGCCACAGGGGAAGGCUCAAAGAGCCGCAUGCGGCUCUGGAGCCGCAGGUUGCCAACCUGUGUCCUAGCUCUAGUACUGCUUUGUACUUCUGAUAUCUCAUUAUUGCAACAACUUAUUCUAUGUAACAAAAUUUAAACUUUAUUACUGUCUUCAGAUUGGUAAUGAAAAUCCACACAAGACAAAACAUUAAACAGAAUUCAAUGACAAAGUCAUAGCUUGACAUUACAUGUGAGAGAUGUUCUUAGAAACAUAAUAUGAACAUUCCAGAUCAAUCUUCUUUGUGAUUUGAAUUCAAUUAUUCUAAUGAACAUCCGAGUAAGAUCUGCAACUUACUUCCACCAAAGAUAUUACCUGAAAUUAACAAUUUCUCACAUGAAAAUGUGUUUAUUCCAGUGAAAAAUAAAACCUGUACAUCUCAUUUAAGGUUACAUUUUGGAGUGCAAAAAUAAAAUACAGUAUGUUGAAAAAGAGGAGAAUUUGUAAUAUGCUUUGCAAUCCCAAACAGUCUGCUAGUUAGAGUGUACUGUGUAUCAGUGGUUCUCAACCUGUGGUCCACGGAUCCUCGGGGGGGGGGGUAGGUGUCUGAGGAGUCUUGAAAAAUAUUAUGAUUUAAAUCUUAAGUCUUGGAGGUCCAUGGCCACAAAAGGGGGCUUGUGGUGAAGAAAGGGUUGAGAACCACUGGUGAAUAUAGUUUAUCAUUAGCAUAGUAAAAACACAGCCAGAGAUAGUCAAUCUAUAUGACAAUAAAGUAGAAUUAAUAGUAUAAUGAGAUGGUUUAUAUGCAUGUGUAACUGUCAUGUAACUUUGUAACCAGUCAGCAAUUCUUUGUUUCCUGUAGUAAAUUGUAUAAAAAUAGCUGUGCCUGAUUUCUGGCAUGUUCCCAGGGUGUGAAACCCACAGGCAUCCCCCCCCCCUUCUGCUUCGGUAGAGAAAUAAAGCUUUGUCUUUCCUCAA